This is a messenger RNA of Camellia sinensis, 850 nucleotides long. RefSeq names its product glycine-rich RNA-binding protein. NCBI's taxonomy places the organism in Eukaryota, Viridiplantae, Streptophyta, Magnoliopsida, Ericales, Theaceae. Gene Ontology annotation, molecular function: RNA binding. The record is from RefSeq and is a predicted model, not a curated record.
AUUAUCUCGUUCUCUUCCAGAAGUGGGGUCAUUCGGGUCCCCUUCUUUCUCUCUCUAGGGUUCUCGAAUCCCAAUUUCUCUCUCUCCCCUCUUUCCUUCUUCAUCUAUGGCUGACGUUGAGUACAGAUGCUUUGUCGGCGGGCUCGCCUGGACCACCGAUGACCAGUCACUUGAGAGGGCUUUCUCUCAGUUCGGUGAAGUAAUCGAAUCGAAGAUCAUCAACGACCGUGAGACUGGCAGAUCCAGGGGAUUCGGGUUCGUGACGUUCAAGGAUGAGCAGUCAAUGAGGGACGCUAUUGAGGGAAUGAACGGUCAGGAUCUUGACGGGCGCAACAUCACCGUCAACGAGGCACAGUCCCGCGGAAGCGGUGGUGGCGGAGGCGGCGGGUUCCGUGGUGGUGGCGGUCGUCGUGAGGGUGGAUACGGUGGUGGUGGCCGUGGAGGCGGCGGUUACGGUGGCGGUGGGGGAUACGGUGGCGGCGGUGGCGGUGGAUAUGGAAGCGGAGGAGGUGGAUACGGCGGAGGAGGUGGCCGUGAUCGUGGAUACGGAGGCGGCGGCGGCGGCGGAUCUAGAUACUCCAGGGGAGGGGGUGCCUCAGAUGGAAACUGGAGGAAUUAAGAUUAGGGUUUGACAAGUUUGCUUUAGGUUUAUGGCUUUGUUUGUGCUUGCUUGUCCUUCGUGCUUUUGGUGGUUAUUUGGUUCAGUUUUGUCAUUUUCUCAAGUUCCUUCUUCGGUUAUGACUUUUCUUUGGUCUCUGGUUAGGCGAUGUUGCCUUGUACCUUUUUCAGAUAUCCGAUAUGUGAAAAUAUUUCGAUCAAUGAAAUUCAUUUUUGUUGGAUUGGGAUUCAA